CUGAAGCCUGGACACCCCCUCCCCCCCCCCUCCCCCUCCGCCGCCUUGUGGCAUCCCCCUCCCUCCACCCUUUCCCACUCUGAUAAUCUCGCCAUGACUAGCAGAAGCACAGCCAGGCCCAACGGGCAGCCCCAGGCCAGCAAAAUAUGCCAGUUCAAGCUGGUCCUGCUGGGUGAAUCUGCGGUGGGGAAGUCCAGCCUGGUGUUACGUUUUGUCAAAGGGCAGUUCCACGAGUACCAGGAGAGCACCAUUGGAGCGGCCUUCCUCACCCAGUCUGUUUGUCUAGAUGACACGACAGUCAAGUUUGAGAUCUGGGACACAGCUGGGCAGGAGCGAUACCAUAGCUUGGCCCCCAUGUACUACAGAGGUGCCCAAGCUGCCAUUGUGGUUUAUGACAUUACUAAUCAGGAAACUUUCGCCCGAGCGAAGACAUGGGUAAAAGAACUACAGCGACAGGCCAGUCCUAGCAUCGUUAUUGCCCUGGCAGGGAACAAAGCCGACCUGGCCAACAAGCGCAUGGUGGAGUAUGAAGAGGCCCAGGCGUAUGCAGAUGACAACAGCUUAUUGUUUAUGGAGACUUCAGCCAAGACAGCUAUGAACGUGAACGAUCUCUUCCUGGCAAUAGCUAAGAAGUUGCCAAAGAGUGAACCCCAGAAUCUGGGGGGUGCAGCAGGCCGAAGCCGGGGUGUGGAUCUUCACGAGCAGUCCCAGCAGAACAAGAGCCAGUGUUGUAGCAACUGAGGGGGUGGCCAGCAGCAAACAAGCACGGAGCUAGCAGGAGAGCUCAGAAAUAGCCUCCAUUCCCCUCAGCACACAGCCCCCGCGGCCCCAAGGGCCGCCUCCUGGCGGCUCCGUCACGGCCGGCACUUUUUAACGCUUCAGCAGCGGCUCCAGGCCGCUGUUGCCGCUGGCCUCCUGCCCCUACUCUGGGGCUUGGGGGUCAGAUCCCCCAGGACUUACCUUCCAAAACAAACUUUCUUCACUUUGUAUUAUAGGUGCAAGACAGUGACCUAUUCAUCUUUCCUCCUUCUGCCCAUUUUUUCAGAAAACUUUUUUUUUUUUUUUGGUCUCCUGCCCCUUCCCCUUCUGCUUUUGGUCAGUCUCUGUUCUUGAUCUCCUUUUCCUCCUCUCCCCAGGAUGGAGAAGGUGGUGAACCCAGGAACUGAGGAAGGUUUCCAGUUCAGUCACAUUAAGGGCCUUGGGGGAAAGUAAGGCUCGGAGCAGGGGGUAGUAGGGAAACAUUGCCUUUGUGUUUUUGUUUGGUUGGAGUUCCUCAUAUUUGAAAGCACUGCAGUCCCUGAGUUGGCCUUGUGGAGGGUCUUUCUAGGUAGAGGUGGGAAUGGGACGGCCAGCUCCCAGGCACAGGUUGGAGUCUUGCUCUUGGCUGACUGCAGCAGUGGAAGGGGUGGAGAGGCAGUGUCAUCUGUGGCUCGUGAACUCUCGCAAGGCCGAUUUCCCCCUCACCCAGCUUCUUAGGUAGCUUCUCCCCCAUAAUGGGGGAGAGUCUGGACCCCAGAGUCCUCCAAAGAAUCUUCACUGGUUGCCUGCCUCUUUGGCUCUGCUGUGAUCUACAUGGAGGAGGGACCAGUUUCUGAUACCCAUCCUCUGACUUAGGCAUUUUUUUCUCUCUGGCCUUCAGAUGGCCCCAGCCCCAGCCACCGUAUCCCCCUGCAGUUUGCACUUUAACUGAUGGUAGUUCAGUUGUGAUAGUUGUUUAAUGGGCGGCUCGGGUGCUACACUUGCCCUCUUUUUAAUUAAGUGGAACCCAGUGUGCAUGUGAGACUGGGGGGGAGGUGCAGAGAACAGUGCCGGUGGCGGCUGCUCGAGCCCAGCCCCCACUGCUUGCUGCCUCCAACUCUGAUUCUCACUGCACCUGUAUUCUUGCCAGCCUGACUCUUUGGUGGAGGUUUACCUUUCCCGGGAGAUUAUCUGAGCAACUGGGGAGCAGUCUCAGGAUAGCAGAGGCCACUCACUGUAGGAGAGUGAAGAGUCCGGCCAGAGGGAGGAGUUUUCUGCGCUUUUCCAGGGUUCCCGUUCAGUUCGAUCCACCCAUUACUGUGUCUUUUCUACUUCCCUGUAAAUAGGUAUGGUCUUUAUUCUCACUGUACAGUCUCUUCUGCCCCCCUGCCUCCCAGCAGGCCCGAUUUCUUUUCUCCUUUGUUAGAACCUGCAGUUGGCCGUGCUUACCGCCCCAAACCCAUCCCCCGUGCAACCAGUGGUUUAAUCCACACACCACUAGGGAGUUGCACCGCCCAGGUCAGCCUGUGCCCCCUCGUAUCAUAAUGCCUGCUCCUGUGGACAGGGAAUGGCUGGCACUCAAGGUCCCUCAUGACUGUCUCACCACCAGAGGACAUUGGUCCUUUCUAAAUCUCCAGCCUCUCUCCACGCCCCUCAUCAGGUAUUUUAAGAUGUCUUUGGGAAGCCAUCAAGGCAAGAGAGAACUCUGAAUUCCUUCUUGUUCUAGCUUAGAAUUUUGGGGAAAUUGGGGGAAAUAAGAUAGGAGAGGCCAUAGUGAGCUAGGAUUGGAACUGUUCUGCCUUUUGGGCUUGUAGACUGCUUUCUGUUCCAGAGCAGCUGAGAAAUCCAUGACGCUGAGAUUCUGAAGGACUGAGCUUAGGUUCUUCCACUUAUGCCUCAAUUCCCUUCCUUUCCCAGGGGCAGCCUUAGUUCCCACGGCCCUGAAACGCAUAUUCUCCCCCUCUUUUCCCAGCACCCAUUAGCCCCCUAAAGCACCCAGUGCGUUCUUAACAAGUGGAAGAACUAGGAUGGUUCUCAUAAGUUUCUUAGAAAUGAAGUUCUUUGUGCAGUUUUCCCCAUGGAGCAGGAGUGAAGAUGUUUCAUUGCCUUGGGGCUGGGAAACCAUUUCUCCAGGCUGCUUCUCCCUUCCACUGCCCCACUUAGGAACAGGAUUGGCCUUAACUUAUGGGCCUGUCUGCUGCCUUCCUUCUACUUUCUAGCAGCUCUUCUGCUUUUCUUUGAGCUCUGGUGGGCUUGGGGAAUCUUAGUUUUUAUUUCCCGGCUCUUCAUUUUUUUCUUCUGAUCAGUUUUUUUUUUUUUUUAAGGCGGGGUAUCUUUUUUUUUUUUUUUUUUUUGCCCCUAAGAAAGCAUUUGCCUUUUUUCCCUUUUCUUCCUCUCCCAACAUAACAAUCGUGGUAACAGAAUGCGACUGCUGAUUUACCGAUGUAUUUAAUGUAAGUAAAAAAGGAGAAAAAAAGGUGUA
This is a messenger RNA of Odocoileus virginianus texanus, 3220 nucleotides long. RefSeq names its product RAB5B, member RAS oncogene family (gene RAB5B). Gene Ontology annotation, cellular component: endosome; Golgi apparatus. Lineage: Eukaryota; Metazoa; Chordata; Mammalia; Artiodactyla; Cervidae. The record is from RefSeq and is a predicted model, not a curated record. Gene Ontology annotation, molecular function: GTPase activity; GTP binding.